AUGCUCACCAGUUUGCGUAUAAGACUUUACAGCGGCCUGCUCUCCUCGUUCUUUCAAUCUUUUUCAUACCUCUUCCACUUCAUCAACCAAUUCAUUCAAGACGACCCACACAUCCAACACACAACAAUGGCCGACAAGAACGCCAAAUCCGGCUGGACUGACCGCGAGAUCCUCGUCUGCCUGCUCAACGUCAUGGAGUACUCCAACUGCAAACUCGAAUACGGCGACGUCCCCUACCCACCCGGCCGCAACGCCAACGGCUUCCGCCAGAAGAUCAACAACCUGAAGCGCGAGCUCAAGGGCGAGUUCGAGUCAAUUAAGGCUGGCAACCCCGUCGAUUCCACGCCCAAGAAGAAGACUGCAGAUGCUACGCCCAAGUCGACCCCGCGCAAGCGCAAGGCAGCGGCUGAGGAGGAUGGCGAGGAGACGCCCAAGAAGCGUGGACGCCCGAAGAAGGGGGCUGCGAAGAGCGAGGAGCCCGUUGAAGCUGAGGCUGAGACGGUGGUCAAGGAUGAGCCGGAGAAUCAUCUUGGAGCGGGUUUUGAGGCCGAGAUUGUGGAGCAGGUCUGA
Molecule: messenger RNA, 570 nt
Organism: Parastagonospora nodorum SN15
Lineage: Eukaryota; Fungi; Ascomycota; Dothideomycetes; Pleosporales; Phaeosphaeriaceae
Exons: 3
Coding region: 1-570 (189 amino acids)
Source: RefSeq, a predicted model, not a curated record